CCCUGGACGGCAGCGGUACUGCAGGCGGUACUGCGGUUGCCAUGGUACAGCGUCAGCGGCAGGACUGGAGCAAACCUCAAGGCGUGGACAGAAAAAAAACAACCAUCUGAACGCCCCUGGCGGCCAGGACUUCCUCUGAAUUGUGCUUUCACCGUGAAUAAUUACAGGACGGCACAUUUUGAAACGAUGCGCUUUGCCCCCCCAAAAAAGACCGAAGACUUCUGAAUAACGGAGCUAAGUUGGCUAAAGUUCAUGCUAGCCUGCUGCUAGCAGUCGAAGCUAUGUGGCUAACAUUAGCCUGACGGAGUCUAGCGCCAAACAAGACGCCGUUAAAUGUUAUAAAGUUGGAAAUAUAAGACAAAGACAAAGCCAGCAAGAGUUAAAAAAAGGAGUAAACGAGGAAGACGGGACAGGGAGCUUGUGACCUGAUUGCAUAGGUUUUUCUUCAGAAAUGUGGAGCCUCCGGAUACAUAAGCACGAUGAAGCAGAAGAUGUGAUGACAACAGAGGUGAUGUAACCGAUGUGUGACAACAUGGAAUCUGAAAAGAUAACUGACCUAUAUGAAGACAAUCGGGAUGCCGAUAGCAGCCGCCAGUCACUCGGGAGUACAAGGAAAGAUUCAUCUUUCCAAAAACACAAAAAGAACUUCAGGGACAAUAUCCAGGAUAAGGAAGAAAAAGAGAGCUGUGACGACAGCAGAUCGAAAACCCGAACGUGGCGUUCAGAUCCAGAUCGGGACCUGAUAUCAGAUGGAGAGGGACGGAGAAGUAGUAGGUCAUUUUAUUCUGAGGAUUAUGAGAAUGGGUCUCCUUCAGAGCGCUCGCUCUCAUCGUACUCCCAGUCCCGGACUCCAUCCCCUACCCCUCAAAGAGUGGUGCGGGCAAAGAAGAAUUCUAGCAGCCCCCUCUACAAGACAGCUGCUGUGGGGCGCAGGGGUUUGUCUCGCCCACAGCGUCCAGCCGGCUACCCCCUGAUCCAGCAGCCUCGCAGGGGGGUGCGAUCACAAAGCAAGGAGUCCACACCCCCUAAAGAACUGGACCUGGUCACCAAGAGGAUGCUGUCAGCCCGCCUGCUAAAAAUCAAUGAAUUGCGUAACGCACUUGCUGAGCUGCAACAGCGCACUGAUGAGCUGCAGAAGGAGAACCGAAUUCUCAGACAGCUUCAGGUGCGUCAAGAGAAAGCUCUCCACCGCUACGAUGACACAGAAAGCGAGAUUUCCCAGCUACUGUCCCGCCACACCAACGAGACCAAAGUGCUGCGUGAGCGGCUCAGGCGUACCCAAGAGCGGGAACGGGCAGCCGAGCGGCGGUUGAAGGACAGUGAGGAGCAGCUGCGAAGGAGUCAGUCGACCAUCGCACGGCUAAAGAAGCUGGUCAACAAGAGAGAGUUAGGAGCUAGGGACGAGCUAAGCCGCAGGCUAGAGGAAGAGAAGGUACAGGCCCAAGAAGCAGAACGAAAGAUUAAGGAGCUGGAGCGCAGCAUGGAGCUGAGCAAUGGCAGUUACCAGAGGCAGCUGGCUGCAGAGAGGAAGAAGACCAUCAGUGCACAGGAGGAGAUCAGGACUCUGCAGGAGGAGCUGGAGCGACUGACCAAUAAACUCAAGGAGAAGGAGAGAGAACUAGAUGCCAAGAACAUCUAUGCCAACCGCAUGAUGAAACCCUCACAAAGAAAAGACACAGACAGUGGCACAAAGCGGAAAGUCCCGAGCAGGAGCAGCAGCAAGGCAGUGCCAACUAAAGACGGGAUGUCUAGUCUGGAUUUCCCCACGCCUCCCCCUGCCAUCAGUGAUGCCAACGAGUAUAGUGAACAGGCACCUGAUGAAUACCUGUCACUCAAGGAGCUCGACAGAGUGGAGGGACAGGCAGUGACUGAAGAUAGCCAGCUAAAGAUGAGAGACAAAGAACAAGAAAGGGACAAGGAGAAGGAGGUGGUGAAGGAGAAAGAGGAGAAACAGCAUCUCAACCAGGAGCUAAAUGUCCUUGAGGAGAAGGCAAAAGGACUAAGAGAUGGUUGGGAGAAAGAUAAAGAGGAAGAAGAGAGAAAAAGGACGAGUUCCCCGUUAAACCAGGAGGAAGAGAGCAACAGGAAAUCCAGCCAUGUCCGGGAAGAGGUGAAGAGAUGGAACCAGGAUGCUCUGGCCAAUCAGCAAGCAGCAGAGGAAGCACGUCGCAAAAAAGAACAGCUGCUGGCAAAGAUGCGCGAAAUAGACAAUCAGAACCAGGGAGUCCACGACACCACGUCUGCUGAAUCUAAUCCUUCUGAGUCCAGUAAGAGAACCAGUAACCACUCUUCUCCUCGUCCUCCUGAGCAGAGGAACCACAGCUCCUCGAUUUUCAACCUCACAGAAUCGGAGGAGUCGGGAGGUUUGCGAGCCGGUGCCGGGAGCAGGGAAGGUGGAAGGAGGAGAGCAGGUAUUGAGGGUGGAGCUGUUACAACAGGUGUAGGAAGGAGAGCACUACGGCCCCAAAUCUCCAGUGACAACUUGGCAUUCGGAAGCUACGCGCCUUCCUUUGGAAUGUCAGCUUCCCGAAGUUCUUCAGGCUUCCCUCCACCUCCACCCAUGGAGGACAGGGACUCCGCAUUAGAAGCAAUAGGUGUUUUUAGUCUCAGGGGGGUGGAGACAGAGAAAGAGAAGCAGGCAGAAGGAGGAGUGGGGAAGGAAAGCAAGUCUAUCCUCAUGCAGCAGCUGUUCGGCGCCCUGGCAACACCUGCAGGUGACGGUGUGAGCACCUCCAAUAAAAUGGAGGUCCUCAACAGUCCUCCACCUAUCAAUGGAGUACGGUCAAGAAGGCAGGGACUGCUCAGCUUCAGCUCAGAGUCUUCCACUCCUCCAGCAUCUUCCCUGAACACUGUACAUGUCGCAGAUAGCAGACCUGCCAUACGUGCCAUCCCAUCAUUUGAUGAUGACAUAGAGGAACUUACUUUAUGAAAUUAUUGUGAUCUGAGGUCGUUAGUCUCACAGGAGGUGAGAUAAAUCCCAAAAUAUAACAUCAAGUGAUGAACAUUGUCAAUAAUUCAAGUUGGAACACUAUUCAUUUCAAUAAAUCGUUAUCAACAGAAGCAAAGAAAGGAUUUGCUAAACACUACAUGACUACAUAAAUGAUAGAUCAUUUAAGUUGUGUUCAUGUCUUUAAGGUUUCAUCCUGUAGAUAAGUUCAUGUGCAUCAAGCAUUCAAGUGUGUGUGUGUGUGUAGGAGAUCAGGGUGACAGUUAGUUGUCACAGUGUAGCUGAAAGUGGUAAUAUAGGAUUUUUGUCCCUUUAUUCUGUUUUAAAGUAAGUGUUGUUCAGACUGGCUUUUUCCUGGCUGCACUUGUUAAACUUGAAAAGGUUCCUCGGGUUGCAUUCCAGUUUAUCUGAGCUAAAAGAGGCACAGCAGAGCCACAGCACACAGAAACCAGCCCUGAGAACUAUUUGUCAAAUAUUUUUAAUAUUAAUGUGGAGUUGCCGUUAUUGUUGGCUUUGUGAUCCUACAGUUCUUCGAGUAUCUAUAUUCAGACAAAGUUUGUUCCACAAAAAAUUGAGCAUAUUCAUUUUUGAGUUAUGCUAUAAGAGUGAAGCACUACACAAUACGACAAUCACAGUAUGUUUAGACGACUUGCUGAAUGUCUGAUGACUAUAUAUACAUUAACUUUCUGUGACCACUUAUCCUCAUCACAGUCACGCUAACAGCUGACUUUGGGCAACACCCUGAACAAGUCCCCACUCUCACAUAAUAAUAAUUUCGCAAUUUAGAAUCAAUGAUUAAGUGCAUGUCUUUGAAUUGUGUGAGAGAAGCCACACAAACACAGGGAGAGCAUACAAACUCACCACAGAAAGCCUGGAGCUGAGGUUCGAAUGAGGAACUUUUUUGCUGUGAGGCGACAGUGCUAACUAUAAAACUUUAUAAAAAUGGCAAUCAUCUGCAGGUUUAUAAGGUCACAGAAACAUGUUGAUACCCUGUAAUCACAUUAUGCUAAAUAAAUCAUAAGCUCACUGAAUGCAUAGCUUAUGUUGUAUUAUAACAAGUUGUUGACUCACCUGUCUUGGAGAUUUUGGGUGGAGCGUUACUGGAAACUUGUUCCUCCGAGACAGUAAGUUACAGUAUUUCCUGGUAUGUUCAUGUUUAUUUUCCCCUGCAGCGACAUGACUAAAGACAAUCAGCACUAAAACAAACACCAGAGUCUGUAAAAGCUACGACUUAUGUCGAAGUGAAGACAAAGUGAUGUGUUUUGGUCUUCUAGCCUUACAUACCAUGAUGAAAAUCACUAUAGAUCUCAUAAUGUGGCACAAAGCUGUUACUGAUCUGCACUAGGAAGCAGUAAACUUGAUGUGUAUAUAUAUUUUUUUCCAGAUAUGUGCAUUUUUAAAGAGCUCUUUGUAUUUAUUCAGGCAGAAUUUAUUAUAGUAACUUUAUAAGGGAAGAAAUGUGUAACCAAUGAAAAGUUUGUGGUUAACCAGUCUGUGUUCAUGUUUUGAAUUUUUCCACGUUUUGUACUUCUUGUCCAAGUCUGUGUCGUAUUUUGUUGAA
Larimichthys crocea (large yellow croaker) is the source of this 4508-nucleotide messenger RNA. It is a transcript of the gene lca5, whose product is annotated as lebercilin LCA5. Bases 521 to 2929 code for a protein of 802 amino acids. Gene Ontology annotation, cellular component: axoneme. Gene Ontology annotation, biological process: intraciliary transport. NCBI's taxonomy places the organism in Eukaryota, Metazoa, Chordata, Actinopteri, Sciaenidae. The transcript is spliced from 10 exons. The record is from RefSeq and is a predicted model, not a curated record.